AUGAUCUUCUCAAAACCAUCGGCUGUGGCUACCCUGACCACGUUUGCUGCCCUCGCCCAGGAUGUUUUCGCCGCCCAGCAGCCACUCCCAAUUUUGAAGGACUUCGAUGAAACCGGCGUUCUUGGUGCUUUGUAUCGCCCCAAUGUCACAAGCGAGAGAUCUCGUCUCGGCAUCUACGUAAUGCACGCUGAACAGGAUUAUACAUCAUUCGUCGCCUGUACGGCUCUCCAAGAACGUGGGUUUACUGUCUUUUGCGCAAACAACGAAGCUAGCAAGUCCGGGUAUAUGUCAGACCUCAACUUCGAAGACAUGAUGACACAGGCAAGCACCGGAUUGGCUUGGCUGCGUAACCAGAGCUAUAUCGACAAGACAGUGAUUCUGGGUCACAGUGGUGGCGGUGCGAUGAUGGCUGCUUACCAAAAUAUUGCUGAGAAUGGUGCUUCUGCGUGCAAUGGCCCGGAGAAGAUCUAUCCAUGCUCUGAUAGUAUGAAUGAUCUCAGCCCUGCGGACGGUCUAAUUCUGUUAGAUGCCAAUUAUGGUAUCUCGACUAUGGGGUUCUUAAGUCUCAACCCAGCAAUUCUAGAUGAGAACAACUCCCACAAGCAAAACUACUCGCUUAGUGUUUGGAAUCCUGCCAACGGCUUCUCAAACAAUACCCAGUGUAACUACACUGCCGAAUUCAAGUCUGGGUUCCAAAAGGCUGUGGUCGCUCGCAAUAAUCGUAUCUUAAAGCACGCCCAAAAAAGACUAAAAGCCAUUGAAGCGGGCGAGGGAAUGUUCGCCGAUGAUGAGCCUUUUACAAUUCCAUCCGCCCUUUAUCUCGGCCCUGACAACCUCAUAAUCAACCAGGAUGUACGCACUUUGCAUCACACUACAUAUCCAUGGACUCUACUCGAGAAGAAUGGUACAACAAAGCAGAUUGUUCCCUCCGUUCGCGUGCCGUCUGGCUGGACUGAUAUUUCUGAGUCGUGGGAGGAAGCCGCUGUCAAGACUACCAUUCGUCGCUACCUGUCUACCCUCGCCAUUCGAGCGAACGACAACUUCACCAUUCAAGCUGACGGAUUUACCGGUAUUGAUUUUGAUUCGACCCAAAUGGCACCAGUCUCUUCGAUCAAGGGGGUUAGCGUUCCUCUUCUGAAUAUGGGUAUGACGGGUCACUAUGAGUAUCUGAAUGCUGAAAAGAUUCACCUUGCGGCUGUCAAGAGUAAUGACACCGCUAUUGCUUUUGUUCAAGGUGCCCAGCAUCUUAUCAUCACAUGUACUGAGUGCGAAUCUUACCCCGGCGAAUUCGGUAACACCGUUGUCACUUGUUUCGACUACGUCGCUGAGUGGCUGUCGAAGAGCGGCCGCUUCAUCUGA
Molecule: messenger RNA, 1359 nt
Organism: Penicillium angulare
Lineage: Eukaryota; Fungi; Ascomycota; Eurotiomycetes; Eurotiales; Aspergillaceae
Product: alpha/beta hydrolase family protein
Exons: 1
Coding region: 1-1359 (452 amino acids)
Source: RefSeq, a predicted model, not a curated record